AUGGUGAAGUCUGCGGCCGAAUCAUGCUAUGGGGAGUGGUUGAGAUCGGGUCCGCUGGAAAGACUUAGGCUUAGACCAACCCUGGAUGCCAAUGCAAGUCUCUGGCCUCGAACUGAACGCAGAGCUGUGGCGAUGUUGCUACAGGCCAUUCCUAGUGCUAUUCGAGAUGACCUGGUGUCGUCAAGAAGGAUGACUUCAGAACAGAUCAUCUUCAAAUUGAUGGUCGUUUACCAGCCUGGUGGGGCAGGUGAGCGCACCAAACUCCUUCAGGCCAUCACUGGUGGUAUGUUUGGAGAAACCAUGACUGAAGUGUUGGAAGGUAUCCGACACUGGAGAAGAAAUGUGAACCGAGCCUCUGAAUUGGGGGUGACUCUGCCUGAUGCGUUGGUUUUGGUUGGAGCUCUGCAGCGGGCUUCGGACUUUUUGAGCCAGAAAUCACCACAGGUGGCAUAUCGUUUGAACAUGAUACGCCAACAACUCAAUGUGGAUCACCAACCCACAAAGGACACGGUCAUGUCGUACUCAGAACACCUCCAAGCGGAGGCCGAAGAGUUGAAUGUGAAUUCUCAAGGCCUGGGACUGGGCCAACCUACCUCCAAGAGUGGGGGCGGGAAGGUCAACGUUAAGUCGUUGAAUGGACCAAGCCCGGGCGCUCCAGCAAACAAAGCUCAGCAUGAUGGUGCUGACCAAGGCGACAAGGCUGGGAAACCAGCUGGGGGGUCAGGCAUCACAGCGGCUAAUGCGGGAUCAGUUACGUCGUCAAUGGCGUGCAAAUUUUGGGGCACUGAGAACGGCUGCCGCAAGGCGGACCAAUGUCGGUAUGUUCACUCGGUCUUGAAUCCGAAGGACAACCGCUGUUUCAAGUGUUCCGCUGUGGGGCAUUCUAAGAAGGAUUGCCCGGUGGGGAAAAAGAAGAUUGCCAAGACAAAGGUGGAAAAGGAUCAUGCCAGUAGUUCUGCAUCCGCUGCCAAGGGCGGUGCGGAAACUGCAGUGAAGGCUGAGCCCAGUCGUCACACCACGUACCGUGAAGAAGGUACUCCGACUAAACCGUUGGAAGACAAGGAGGGUGUGGACGAUAUGGUGCAGGAUUGCAAAUCCGUUUUGAAGGUGAUCGUGCCGGUCAUGAAGACCAUCUGUGCCAAGGGGGCUUUGUGUAAGGCUGCCAGCGAGAUGAUUGAGACCGGUCUCCUGGAUGGUGGGGCUACCAACCCGUUGAGAAAGGGGUCCAAGGAAGAGAUCGAAGCGGCAACAUUGGUUGACGUGGAGCUGGCAACUGGAUCUGUCCAGUUGUACCAGAAUAUGUCUACCGGAGUGCUGCUUUCGCCCACCGAAGUGGAACCGAUCGUUCCGCUACGGGGUGUUGUGGCGUUGGGCUACAAAAUCCGAUGGGAUUCGCGGGGGCAGUCUGCUCGAGAGUGGCAGAAGGGAUGGCCUCCUGGAAUCGAAAUACUCACGGUCGACACGGCCGACAGUGAUCAACAGAAUCUUCACCGACCAGAGGUUUGGGCCUUUCUCGCACAUGUGGUGCGAACACACCCAAUCGUGGCAAUCAUUGGCGGCCCGCCAUGUCGGACAGUGAAUGGCUUACGAGCACUUCAGCCCGGACCGCAACCACUGAGAGAUCGGUGUGAGCACAGGUUCGGGCUCCCAGGGCUGAGUGACCAAGAACAACACAAGGUGGAUGGAGACAGUGCUCUUCUGCUAAAACAGGUUGGGUUACACCGGCUGGCCGAGGAAUCCAAAACGGAUGACAAUCCGAGGGUGGGAUUCUUUUUGGAGUCGCCGGAAGACCCUGCCAUGUGGGCAAAUGAAGCGAAUUCUCCAACCUUUUGGGUAUGGCCGGAAGUCACUCAACUCCUAGAACAACCUGACAUGCGGUUGAUAUCGUUUGAUCAGGGUCGGUACGGACAUGAGAGGGUGAAACCAACCUCUUGCCUGUCCAAUCUUCCGCUUUUGGAGGACCUGGAUCAAGCGCGCUGUGAAAGACCGCAGGGAAAGGUCUUGCAUCCAGAAAUUCCAGAGAGGGUCAAACAGACCGAUGAUUGGUCUGCAUGGGCCCCAGGACUCAAACACGCCCUGAGGGUGUCUCUGAAUCUGUUGAUCCAUCAAUGUGGAUUAGCGGAUCACCAACCUCCGCUCCAAGAGCCGCCCACGGAAGUGGUGGAAGCGCCAGAUUGGGGGGAGGGUUUGGAGGAAUCUGAGUUCCCAUUGGAGGGAGAAGAAGAAUCUGGGUCACCAGAGCUCGGCGACGAAGUUGCGAAGGCGUCCCCUGAUCCAGCCAAUGCUCCGGGGGCUGACCCUGAAAAUGGGGGGGAGGCAUCCCCUGAGAAGACAGGUGACUGGGUUGAUGAGGAGAUCAGCAAGUGCAGCCGACCUCUGAAACUCAAACAUGUGACCAUGGUAGAACCGGUUCAGUCGCGAUCUACCACCGUAGUGCUCAACGCGCUAUCACAAUUGGUGGUUCGUAUGAAGUCAUAUGGCAUCAAUGUGAAUCGUCUCCACUCCGAUCGUGCCAAAGAACUGAUUGGUAGGCAAACAGCUGCCUGGUGUGCAAAAAAUGGUCUCAGACAUACCUUUGGUGGUGGCGAUGACCCCGCCAAUAAUGGUCAUGUCGAAGCGGAAAUCAACCAACUGAAACGCAGAACCAGGCUUUACCUGCGGAAUGCUGGGUUUACAAACGAUGAGUGGCCCACCGCUCUCCGGUACUCAGCCGAAGAGAGAAUGAGGGUUCAAUUGAGUGCCCUGGGCGUUACCAUGAUGCCCAUGCUUCCGUAUGGUGCCUCUGUGGUUGUGAAAAGGAAACGAUGGCAUUCCCCUGGAGUACUUGCUCCUCCGUAUGUCAAUGCCACGCUUCUGACUGCUAGCCCCAAUAUGAGUCAAGGUUGGGUCGUGCGGUCGGAAGCUGGGCAGGUGCUCCAUGUAAGAGAGGCCAUUUUGCCUGCAUCCCUGGGAGAGCAGGUUGCCAUGGAACUGCGGGAAGAAUCGGCUGAUUUUCCGCAACUGGAAGAACGAGAUGACAAUGGAGCGGUAGCGGAACCCUCACGACGAAGGCUCGUGGGCAAACAGCCGCCGUCCAGGCGGUCAGGGAUCGCUUUGCCAGACCGCGAAGCUUAUGGUCCUGUUCAACAGUUUGUUGUAGACUCAACCGUCAACAGGGAUGACUUUGAACAAACGGGGGAGGCACCAGCGCAAUUAGGCUUCUUACCAGCCGAGUUGCCAGCGGAUGCGCCUUACUCUCCUAGUUUGGGCCCUGAAGACACUGCAGCCCUCGAGCUCCCGGAGGUUGCCUCUGGGGGGAGGGUCUCGGCACUCGAGCUUCCGGAGGUUGCCUCCGGGGGGGAGUCUCUUUCGGCGCUGAAUGUGCCUGACUUGGAAAAAAUUAUAGUGAGAAAAAUCCGCAAGGAGGAAGCGGAAGGGGCUCUGUUGGGAAGCCACAAUCGGCUUCUGAUGGGUUUGAGUGAAGCAUUGAGACGGGUCCCAACGAGUGAACAGGAGGGACUGGAAUACGGAAAACAGCUCCGUUACAUGCUUCAAGAUCGCCUGGAGCUGGAAGAAAUGCUCCAAGUGUUGUCAAAACUGCAAAAGGCGGACAUGAUUCGACUGUGCGGACUGAGAACGGAGGGGAUCCCGAAGAAUGGUGAAGGGGAUCAAGAAGAAGUUCUUCAGUCCACCACAGUGGCACUGGAAGAAGUCAGAAGGGAUUUGGCCGCUUGGACUCCUGCAAUGCAGGGGGAAUACAAUAGCCUUGUGAAGGAGACUCAAGCCAUCGAGCCGGUGUCGGUUUGCGACCUGGAAGAUGAGCAGGUUGAGUACGUCCCAGGAAAACUGGUGUGCGUACGCAAGGCGGGGAAAAAUGGUGGACGGAAAAAGUGCAGAGCAGUGAUCUGUGGAAACCUGCUGGACAGUGCCUGGGAUCCAGCGCCCAGUGGAGCAUACGCUUCAGGGGCGGAUGGAACAAUGAUCCGAGCUGUGAUCAACCAUGGAGUCCAACGAAACUGGGGGGCAUCUGUCACAGAUAUACGCACAGCAUUUCUGCUCGCACCACGUCCAAAGCCUGAAGGUGGACGAGAGGUCAUAGUCGUACCGCCAAAGGUGAUGAUACAAGCGGGAGUAAUCCCGGCCACCGAAAGGUGGAGAGUGCACAAAGCACUUUACGGGUUCACCUCGAGCCCGGCGCAUUGGUCAGCGCACAGAGAUCGAACGAUGAAAACCUUUCAAUGGCUGGAAGAUGAAUGCAGGUUUUACCUUCGCCCGACGGAGGAAGCAAAUCUCUGGAAGAUUUGGAAGGUUAAGGCCGCGGAAGAAGGCCGUGAAGAAGUGGGUCAAGGAAUCUUGGAGUACUUGGCUGGAACUCCUGACUUGGGAUUGAUGUACGAAGGAAGGCAGGGCGACAGGGGGCCGGAAGGCAACUUGCCGAUCCCUAGGAACACUGAGGUCGGUGACCGAGAGCCUGAGAACCAAGACUUCUCGCCUGAUGUGGUCGGUGGUGCCGAGUUGGAAUGGCGCGAGACGGAGACCGCUGACGAGCUCAAGGUGAAGGCCGCUACGGUAGUUUCUUCCUUGAAAAAAUGGGCCAAAGUACCCAUCGUAGGUGAGGUGACCGAAAAGGUCAAGGCUUUUGUAGCUGUGGUUUUCACUUUGGUGGUGAUGUCAUUGGUUGUACGGCUGAAGAGAUUGGAGAAUCCGGACUGGCCAGGGUUAAGUCAGCAGUCUUUAGACGACCUUUCUUCAAUCUUGGAAGCUCUAGGUACCUUGGAUGAGAUGAUCAACGAGGAAAAACAAACAAGAGCCAUUGGCCGACAAGACUUUCAAGAGGGCUGCCCCGGGUCGUUCAGAGCUUGCGCAUUGCGUUUGCGCGACGCCAUGGCAAGCACGACUGGUGAUGGAGCUGGAGGAGAUGAACCUGACGAAGACCGGCCGGACAAGUCCUGGGUGAAGGGCGACUAUGAGCCGGAGCCUUCGAAGAAGAAAAAGAAGAAGAAGGGCAAAGGGCACCGACAUGAAGGUGAAGGGGAAACUGCGGAGGAUCAGUUGGAGUCCUUCAAGAGAGCCAAAAAGGAGGAGCCAACCCCCGUCGCAGUACCUGCUGAGACCCGCUCCGAACCUUCAGCAGACACCGAAGAUGACUGGGGAAAGUGGAGAGGAAAUAGAGGGGACCGAGAGCCAACUGAAGCGCCUGAAGCUCCGGAAGCUGCUCCAGGAACGCCAGUGGUGAUCUUGGGAGAAGCGGUGCCUACCACACCACCGCUAUACCCCUUGGUUGAUGCUGCUGAACAUGGUAGCUUCAGGCCCCCGGAACCAAAGAAUCCGCCGAGGACUUCUUCAACGGCGGGCUCUACGGCAACAGCUGCUGGGCCGACAACAGAUGUUGGACCGACUACGGAUGCUGGCCCGACAACAGAUGUUGGACCGACUACGGACGCUGGGCCGACAACAGAUGACGGACCUUCAAGCUCCAGAAGCUCGAUGAAUCUUCCUGGGCAUUUGGUGUCCUACUCCGUGCGAGGUUUUGGCAGAAGGACUGUGGAAUGGGGGUACUACACUCCUGAGGGUGAGCCAAUGGUGAUUGUGCCAUCUUCACCGGAUCGGUCCGAAGAGCACGAAGAGUGGACGGGAGGCCCAGCUGGGUCCGCAGAAGAGCCUGAGGAGGAAGUGCCGCCGGAAGAUCCUUCGGAGAAGGAACAAUCGGAAGAUCGAUCUGACAAGGAUCGUGAGAAAAAGGAGAAGAAAAAGAAAAGGGAGGAGGAGAUUGAGAGGUUGCCGGUCAUCGAAAGGGGACCGCGUGAUCCACCACCAGAUCCUCCUGCACCUGCCUUGAAGCUGGCCGCGCUGAGGAUGCCGUGCAGCACUGGCCGAGAUGAAGGUCAUGGUCGACGUCAGCAGGGAGAAGAAGGCCAAGCCGAUGAAGGGGAACCCUGGGAACGUGCUGAGUUCCAACAGCCGCCCUCGGGAAAGAAGGAUGGAUGGACGCCACAGCUGAAGGGCUGGGUGAUGAGAAAACAUGGAACCAUGCGAGAGCGAAGGUUCCACCCGCUGCACCGUGGUGUUCCGUUCGACCCCAACUGCUUGGAAGCGCUGCGGGUGACCGUAGCCUUUGGACAGGAUGGUCAAAGAACUGUCCACCGAGAUCGAUGGUCGGAUGGACCUAAGGAUCUCUUUCCCACCAAGGAGUCUUGGAGGGGCUUCACGUUCUUCAAGCUGAAGAACCUGGAGGGAAACCAGGACGGUAUCGGACAGGUACCUCGCUACCAUGCGGGGGAAGAUGGUCCUUUACCGUAUGUGCCAACUCAGGAACCUUUUGGGCCUACAACGACUUCGAGCUCUACCUCGAAUGCUGCGGCGGAACCUUCGAGCUCUACCUCGAAUGCUGCUGUGGAACCUUCGAGCUCUACGGCUGCGGCUGCUGCUUCUGGCGCUGUUCUGCGCUGGGGCUACCGCCGAGGAGGCGCUGCUGAGAGGGGCCGAGUAGUUGUACAGGCUGGUUCUCAGACCCCGCGACCUCCCGCCAAUGCCGAAGAAACUAGCGGCGAGUGGAGCGUCAUAGAGGAGGUCUGA
This is a messenger RNA of Cladocopium goreaui, 6555 nucleotides long. The record is from the annotation of a GenBank genome assembly. Lineage: Eukaryota; Dinophyceae; Suessiales; Symbiodiniaceae.